Kazachstania africana CBS 2517 is the source of this 1992-nucleotide messenger RNA. RefSeq names its product DNA cross-link repair protein PSO2 (gene PSO2). Gene Ontology annotation, biological process: double-strand break repair via nonhomologous end joining; protection from non-homologous end joining at telomere; interstrand cross-link repair. The transcript has a single exon. Gene Ontology annotation, molecular function: 5'-3' DNA exonuclease activity; damaged DNA binding. The coding region runs from base 1 to 1992 and encodes 663 amino acids. The record is from RefSeq and is a predicted model, not a curated record. Lineage: Eukaryota; Fungi; Ascomycota; Saccharomycetes; Saccharomycetales; Saccharomycetaceae.
AUGCCAAGAAAGUCUAUAGUUGAACUAAAGUCUCGCGAUAUAAGACUGAAAGAUACAAAAAGAAAAAUCGGUAAGAGCAAGCAGAGAAGAUUAUUUGAAUAUGAUAUACCUACAACAUCAAAUUUAAAAAUACAGGAAAGAAAUGGUUUUAAACUUAAAGUAAAUAGUGAAGAAGAUCCUAUAAUACUACAAGAAGAGAAAAAUGAGGACAGUGAUGGAGAAUGCGCGCAUCCAAUGUCAGGAAAGUUUCAAAGUAUCUUUUGCCCAAUUUGCAAUUUAGAUAUAUCUAAACUGGAAUUAUUUGAAAGGGAGACUCAUUGUGAAAAUUGCCUCGAGUCAAAUGAAGCUUCCACAAAUGUUUCAAAGCAUUAUAUCGAAGAAAGAAGGUAUACUGCUGUUGAUGAGAUUACUUUUCCUUCGAGUAUUGAAAGCAUAAAAAGUGACGGGGUUCAUGAAACUGUGAUUCUUAAUGAAGAAGAUCUUCUGGUUACUUUAUCUGAUGACAACGAGGAAGGUUUACCAUUUCAUCUUGCGGAUGACAUGGAAAAGAUACCAACGGGACCUUUUUUGGAACAAGAGGAUGAUCCUAUUAUCAUUGACAUAGCUAGUGAAGAAGAAGAGGUAAAAAAAACAAUAAAGCAUACAAUUAAGGGUAAUCAUACCAAGAUACGAAAAACAUUCACUGAAAAAUUGGUCAAGAAAAGGUCUUCUCAUUUUACCGUUAACAAAAGCUCUAAGAGAUCUACAAGAAAACAGGCACCCCUUCCGAGUGUUAAAAUAUUAAGUUUCAUAAAUGGGUUCAAAGUGGUAGUUGACGGAUUCAAUUACGAGGCAAAUUCACAGAUAAAUGAUUAUUUUCUGUCACACUUCCAUUCAGAUCAUUAUAUAGGUUUGAAAAAAUCAUGGGAUAAAGCUGACAAAAUUUAUUGUUCGCCAAUUACAUCCAAAUUAUUACAAUUCAAAUUCAAGAUUUCUGCAGAUAGAAUAGUUUCCAUACCCAACAGAGAAAAACACUGGAUAACCUCUAACAUUUCAGUUACACCUUUUGAUGCAAAUCAUUGCCCUGGUGCCCAAGUAUUUCUUUUCCAGGAGUGGGCUACCAAGGAUUCAUUAAAACCAAUGAAACAGAUAUUACAUACUGGUGACUUCAGAAGUAAUUCUCACUUAAUUAAUGAAAUACAUGAUUUUUUGAAAGUUUCGCGGAAUUUAACGAUAGAUGAAGUUUAUUUGGACACAACUUAUCUAUCACAAAACAAUAAUUUUCCAUCACAAUCUGAAAUAGUUACAAAGACAACAUCCUAUGUUAUAGAUUUUUUACAGAAACGCAACAAGAGGCAUAACAUUUUGUUGGGGAAGCCAAAGAAAAAAAUUAUAUUGGUUGGAUCGUAUUCGAUUGGUAAAGAGAAAUUAGCAAUUUCAAUCUCCCGAAAUUUAAAAUGUAAAAUGGUAGUUUAUAACAGUGAACUAAGAUCUGUUUACAUAAAUGAUCUUCUAAAAGACAUGAAAGAGAAUAGUGACUCUGAAACUGAAGUUCAUUUAGUACCCAUUAGAAUGAUAAAGGAUGAGGAUUCAAUCCUUAAAUAUUUGAAAGACAUCAUACAAUUGAAAUGGAUAGAAGUAGAAUUAAUAGGAUUAAUACCCACUGGAUGGACUAUGGCUAAUUCAUGGUGGGGGAUGAAGUAUCACAAAUUACCUUUGGAAAAUAAAUUCAAAAUUUCAUCCAAUAUAGAGGAAUUGUCACUUGAUGAUGAUUGGUAUAAGAAACAGGUUGAUACUUAUAAAAAAUUUCAAAUAUUUAACGUUCCUUAUUCAGAGCAUUCAAGUUUUACUGAAUUGGUUAACUUUGGUACCACUGAUAAAUUUAAGUGGGGCAAAAUUAUACCUACUGUAAAUUUACAUAGUUUAGAGAGGAUAACUGAUAUGGAUGAAUGGUUUAAAGUAUGGAAGAAGAUCAAUACUGAUAGAACAAAAGGAAUAUAUGAUUGUCUUUGA